Messenger RNA from Hypomesus transpacificus, 3600 nucleotides. RefSeq names its product macrophage-expressed gene 1 protein-like. The transcript has 2 exons. The record is from RefSeq and is a predicted model, not a curated record. Gene Ontology annotation, biological process: defense response to bacterium. NCBI's taxonomy places the organism in Eukaryota, Metazoa, Chordata, Actinopteri, Osmeriformes, Osmeridae. Bases 1155 to 3314 code for a protein of 719 amino acids.
ACAUUUACACUUAUUACAAUAUAAGAUGAUGUAUGUCACUAUAUUUGUGUGUACAAUUUAGUUUCCUAUGGAACCAUAUGCACCUUACUCAAACAAAAAGUGUGCUUUGGAUGCCAUUACGCACAUCCAGAAAUUACUCCACGCUGAAUAAUGACUUCCAGUCGACACAGACUUGUCACUUACAUAAGGAGCUCUUAAAAAGGUUAACCUUCGAUAACUGCGAGAAAUUACCCGCGAUCAAUAAGAUGAACACGUUCAGUGUCCAAGAGCGCAGCAUCGGCAGUUUAUAUCGAUGUUGCCGUUUAGCAAACCUAAUCAUAAAUGACUGUAUUGAAAAGUUCAGGGCGGGACAACAGGCAUAACAUACAACUGUCCUCUUAUCUUAAAAAACACAUUUGAUAAGUCCAUCUGGUGUCGGCAUGGGAGUGCACACAAGUAUGCAUCUAUCUGCUUGUUAAACGUUAAAUUAUGACCGUUAGCGGGCGCCAAAAAACCACAACCGUCUCAAAGACAGCGGAUCAUCUCACACCAGAUCUAUUAACUGGUAUCUGCCACAUAGUGAGGCAUCCCGUUUGGGCUGGUGCCCUGAUGUCCAUUAUGAUGUCCACUGACACUACCUUCACAUAAUGUGACUGCAUUCUAGUCUAGAAAAACACAUAAUCAAAAAUUCUUAACCAGUAAAACAUUAAAAAGUCCAGACUCAAAACACGCAUGCGCAAACACACACACCUGUGGUUCCUCUGCCAAAUCACAGAACAUCAUGGAUCCGAAUUGCAUAGUUAUACAAUAUUUCAUUGUUCAGAAUCAAAGAACAACCAGUAUUUACUGGCCACAUUGUAAAGGCUUCCAUAUCAAACAUUAAUAUGAAUGUUUUUACUAACUUGCACUUCCUAGAUUUAUAUGCAGGUAUUAAAACGUAAAACUUUUCCUUAAACUUCAGUAACCGAGAAGGAACUAGUUCUAAACUCGUUCUGCUUUUAAAGUGGAAAUGAAACUCAUUGUAUGUGUGCAACUUCAAUCAACAAAGUCGAAAAACCCCAUCCACUUCCUGUCAAACUUGUGACUGUAGGAUUGACCAUGAGGAACAUAUAUCUGUAUAGCUUCCCCUGCGGACUCUCAGAGAGCUUCUUCCCACCCUGCCACAAGACACAGCCAUGGCUCUGAGAGUAGUCACCUUGCUAGGUUUCUCCCUGCUCCACUUCUGCUGCUCUCACCCCCUCAGCCGCCCAGACAGCAGCCUCAACAAGUGCCGCUCCGCCGCCAAGUCACUUCCGGCCCUGGAGGUGCUGCCUGGAGGGGGCUGGGACAACCUGAGGAACAUGGACAUGGGCCGGGUCAUGAACUUCAGCUUCUCCCUGUGCCUCACCACCGAGGAUGGCCUCUACCUCAUCCCAGACGAGGUCUUCGUCAUCCCCCAGAAGGUGACGGGAGUGGAGACCAACUCUGAGAUCAUCAGUUCCUGGUUGGAUCAGAGAAGCUCCACAUCUUCGUCCAUCAACGCAGACAUCUCUUUCUUCUCAGUCUUAAACGCAAAGUUUUCCACCGAGAACCAGAGGAUGAAGACCCACCAAGUCAGAGAUACCUCUGUCACCACCAGAGUUCAGGUACGCAACUUCCUCUACACCGUCAAGGCAAAUCCAGACUUCACCUUGGACUCCCGUUUUGCACGACAAGCAGAGGAAAUCGCAGACGCCAUCGAGAACAACCAGACUCGACAUGCCUCCUACCUCUCUGAGAGGAUGGUCCUGGACUUUGGCACCCAUGUGAUCACCAGUGUUGAUGCAGGGGCCUCCUUGGUGCAGGAGGACUACCUGCAAUCCUCUUAUGUGUCUGACGGUAAAACAGACAAGUCCUCCAUCACGGCAUCCGCAGGCAUCAACUUCUUCAACAAGGUGAACUUUAACAUCGGCAGCAAAGACGCCCAAGAGACGUCAGAGACCAAGGCUUACCAGGACAACGUCACCUACUCGAUCGUACAGAGCCAUGGAGGAGUGCCCUUCUACCCUGGCAUCACCCUGCAGAAGUGGCAGGAGAGCACCUCAAACAACUUGGUGGCCAUCGACCGGUCAGGCCUGCCGCUUCACUACUUCAUAAACCACAACACCUUCCCUGACCUUCCACGCCCCACCGUCGGCAAGCUGGCGCUGUCGGUGAGCCAGGCCAUAGGACGCUACUACGCCAUCAACACCCGCCCAGGAUGUGUGAAAGCAGAUUCACAGAACUUCAACUUCCAGGCCAACGUAGACGAUGGGUCGUGUGAAGGCCCAGCCACCAACCUCAGUUUCGGAGGAGUGUUCCAGCAGUGUACCAAGCUCACCCCCGAUGCAGACCCGAUAUGUCAGGCCUGGGACCAGAAGAACCCAGAUACAGGAGACUAUUCCUGUCGCCCACCCUACCAACCCACCCUGCUACGCUCUGAGGUCAGAGACGAGCGCUACAGCCAGUAUGUCUGCCAUCGUUCCUGCCAUAGAUGUGGAUUCUUGUGGCUCAGCCAUUGCUGUGAUAACAACUGUGGAGAUGAGUACCAUGUCCGAUCGGCUCGAAUCCAAACCUACUGGUGCUCCUCCAACGAGAAGAUCUCAGAUAACUCAGGUUAUCUCUUUGGGGGGCUCUACGGCCCCUCCCUCCAGAAUCCUUUAACCAAAUCCAAGAGCUGCCCUCCAAACUUCAUCCCACUGAAGAUGUUUUACGGCGGCCUGAUGAUUUGUGUGAGUAACGACUACGAGACUGGCUCCCGGUUCUCCGUGCCCUUCGGCGGUCUGUUCAGCUGCGAGUCCACCAACCCCCUGGCUGGGGGCCAGUCUCGCUGCCCUCCCCAGUUCAGCCAGCACCUCGCUACCGUCAGCGACGGCUGUCAGAUCCUCUACUGCGUCCAGUCUGGUCUGUUCACAGGUGGGCAGCUGCUGCCAGUCCGUCUGCCACCCUUCACCCGUCCUCCGCUGGUCAGCAUGUCGGCCACCAACACAGUGGCGGUGAUGACCGAGGGAGGCCGAGCCUGGGUCAGAGUUGCACAGACCAAGAUGUGGAAGACGGUCAAACCAGAGGAGAUCCAGGAAAUGGUCAGGAUGUUCAACCCAGAGUCAGACCAGCUGUCAGAGGGACAGAAGUUUGGCGUGGCCUUCGGAGUGAUUGUUCUGGUUGUGCUGGUAGCUGUUGGGGUGGUGCUAGUUAGGAGGAGGAGGAGGAGGGGAUUUCCAGGGCUAGUGAGGGCCAGGGGAUAUGAGGAGAUCGACAGCGAACGGCAGAGUGAGAGAGAGGAAGUUGAGGUACAAGCAGAACUUCCCUCUGACUCACAAAGCACGUCAUCCUCUUAGACGGAUUCAGGUUGUACCAUUCCUUCCUUGGGCAAUUAUAUGAAUAGAAACAGAAAUUUGUGAAACAAACAUUUUUAACCUUCAAUAAUAACGACUAUAAUUUAAGUCUCCUUUACUUUUCUUUAGUAAACACUCUUGGCCUUAAUGAUUUUUAAAAGCAUGUCUCAAAAUUUAAAUAAUUUGUGUAACUAACUGAAAAACUGUUUCCACAUCUGAUUUUACGACUUGAUAACCUAUGUGACUGACGAUUCUUUCUUGCUGACUAAAUAAAUGUGUCAAAAGAAAA